Messenger RNA from Salmo salar (Atlantic salmon), 1797 nucleotides. The record is from RefSeq and is a predicted model, not a curated record. NCBI's taxonomy places the organism in Eukaryota, Metazoa, Chordata, Actinopteri, Salmoniformes, Salmonidae.
GAGAGACAGAGAGAAGCAGAGAGACAGAGGGAGGCAGAGAGACAGAGGGAGGCAGAGAGAGUCACAGAAGCGAUGGAGAACCAGAGAAAAAUGCAGGAGAUCAAGAGAGUCAAACAUCUGCUGGAGCUACUGAUGGUGGAUCUACAGCUGGCCCACCAAGAGAUAGAGAGAUUGAUGCUAUGGCAGAAAGUCAUGGAGGAUCAGCGACCAAGACUGGCCUGGAACAACAAACCUAUUGAGACAGAAAGAGAGAGGGAAAGAGAGAGGGAAAAAGAGAUGGAAAGGGAGAGAAAAGCAGAAAUGGAAAGACAAGAAAUGAAGAAGAAAGUGAAACAGGCAGAAGAAACGAUAAAAGUGUUAGAACGAGAGAUUGAGACAUUGAAAGAGAUGGAAAAGGAAAUCAUAUUUGAAAGAGAAAGAGACAUGCGUAUUGCAGAGAAUGAGAAAGUCAAACUGGUUAACGGAAAGGUAAAAGAGUUAGAGAGAGAGGUUGAGAGACUGAAAGAAGAUAUGACAACAAAAGAGAUUCAAUACAAAAUCAAAUUUGAAAGAGCGAAAGAAGCAUAUAGAAGACAGAAUGAGAGAGUGAAACAGUUUAACCAAAAUGUACUAGUGUUAGACAGAGAGGUUGUGAGAAUGAAAGAAGAGAUUAGAUUGAAAGACGAGACUGAACCAGAGAGAACAUUUGAUAGAGACAGAGAGAGAGAAAAUGAUUGGAGACGAAGUGAAGAGGAGAUGAAAAAUAGAGUGGAGAGAGAGAUGGAGAUGGAGACAGCCCUCAUCAAUGACAAAAAGACGUCUGAAUUGGAGGAAGUCUUCAAGAAAAUCAAGAUACAGCUGAUAGAAUUAGAAAAUAUGGAAACAGACGAAUAUAAAUGGAAACAGAACCAAAUGGACAUGGAGGAGAAGAUGGAGGGUGAGAACAACAAACAGAAAGAGGUAGAAAGAAAGAGAAUGGAGAAUGUACCAAAACAGAGACAAGUAGAUGAGAAGAAGAAGGAGAUGGAGAAGAACAGUGAAGAGGAGGAGGAGAAGGAAGAUGACAAGGAGGACAUUCUCCCACCUGAUAAAAGUAUCCGAAGGAGAGCUGUGGACUGGGUGAAUAAGAAGUGGGAGAAGAGGAACCUCAAAAAGAUCGAGAGAACGUAUCAGAGAGAGGCUGAGGAGGGCUAUAAGAUCGUCCACCUAGUCACUCGCCGGUUAGCAGCGCCGUCCCACCGGCCACUCUACCUGGAGGGGUUCGUGGGAGAGGUGAGGAAGGUUUUUGAUGACCCGUUCUCCGGGACAGAAGCUGCCUGUAAGUUAAUUGAUCUCCGGCAUGACGCCCGCAGGGUGGCCGACUAUGCACUGGAUUUCCGCAUGUUGGCAGUGGAGAGUGCAUGGAACCCGGAAGCACUGUUUGACAUGUUCCAGCACGGCGUCUCAGAGGAGGUUAAGGACAAGCUUGCUGCUGGGGAAUUACCCACUGGUCUUGACUCUCAUCGCUUUGACAUCCCUACUCAGCCCCUCUUUAUUCCCAUUGAUGUUCGAGCGUUGAACGUGCGCUCUAUAUGUCGGGUCACCCAUAACACCACUCCCAUCAACCUAUGGGUGUCAGGGAAUCACAGCGAGACCAUUCAGUUCCUGCUCAUUAAGUCCCCCCAGAUUCCCGUGGUUUUGGGAUUCUCCUGGACCAAACGGCACAAUCCACUCAUCAACUGGUCUACUGGUGCUAUCAAUGGCUGGAGUCCGUUCUGCCACGGCCAUUGUCUGAAUUCGGCACAACCUGCCCAGGGAAGGCUUCCUGGGUCCUCAUAG